Molecule: messenger RNA, 480 nt
Organism: Trichomonas vaginalis G3
Lineage: Eukaryota; Parabasalia; Trichomonadida; Trichomonadidae
Product: MULE transposase domain-containing protein
Exons: 1
Source: RefSeq, a predicted model, not a curated record
AUGCAAACACAAGCUUUUUGCGGAAUAAUUCAAAUUGAUGGAACGUUUUUAUUUUGUAUUAAAAAAGGAAACUUACUCAUUAUUGGUACACCUGCACCAAAUAAUAGACUUAUCCCUAUUGCAUUUGCAUGGUCUGUUAGUGAAAAUACGAUAACAAUUAAGGAUAUGCUCACUAAAUUGAAAUCUUUUAUUCCACCAAGCAGAUUCAAGAAUAUUUAUUCCGAUCAAGGUCCGGCAAUUAUAGCUGCUGUUAGAGAAUCAGGCUUUUCUUGCGAUCAUAAAUUUUGCUUACGUCAUUUUGCAACAAAAAGGGAAUACAUCAAUGUCUAUUCCGAAAUUGUUGAAGUCGCUUACGCAGACCAUCCUCAAAAACGAAUUGACUUGAUUAAAAAGUUAGAAACUCGUUUACAAGAGGAAUAUCCAAACCGCGAAAAUAAUCAGGAUCUCUUUAAGUACUUAGAUAGUAUUAACCCAUUUGAA